Molecule: messenger RNA, 642 nt
Organism: Chanos chanos (milkfish)
Lineage: Eukaryota; Metazoa; Chordata; Actinopteri; Gonorynchiformes; Chanidae
Gene: dusp19a
Product: dual specificity phosphatase 19a
Exons: 4
Coding region: 1-642 (213 amino acids)
Biological process (GO): regulation of MAP kinase activity; protein dephosphorylation
Cellular component (GO): cytoplasm
Molecular function (GO): JUN kinase phosphatase activity
Source: RefSeq, a predicted model, not a curated record
AUGCAGUCGCUUGCACAAGAAAUAAAAUCAUUUUCCAAAACAAAUUUGAGAAAACAAUGUACUCGGGUGACAACCUUAAGCGGAAGGCGGAUUAUUGAAACAUGGAAAGGAUCAACUGUACAUGUGGUAGAAGACACUGUACAGUCCGGUACAGCCUGUGGAUAUGUACAGGAUAACAGCUGGGAUCUUCAAGUUGGUUUUGUCAAACCAUAUCUGCUUCUCGGCUCACAGGAUGCCGCUCAUGAUUUUGGCACUUUAAGAAAAUAUAAGGUCACACACAUACUGAACGUUGCAUAUGGUGUUGAGAAUGCCUUUCCUGAGCUGUUCAUCUAUAAAACACUAAGUAUACUCGACCUGCCUGACACAGACAUCCUCUCCUAUCUCCAAGAGUGUUCUGAGUUCAUAGACCAGGCCAAAGCAGAGAAAGGGAUUGUGCUUGUGCACUGCAACACCGGAGUUUCUCGAUCGGCCUCCGUUGUCAUCGGAUACCUGAUGUCUAGGGACGGCCGGGGCUUCGAUGACGCGUGUGCUGUGGUGAAGUCAGCGCGACCGGCCUCGUGCCCUAACCCAGGCUUUCUGCAACAGUUAAAAAACUUCAGACCACAAGGAGACAAACAGGCUAACGGUUUGGAUCAUGCUUGA